AUGGCGGCCUCGGAUGCGUAUUCAAAUUCCAAGCUGAUAGAGGAUAUGAUCUUCGCCUUUGUCCCGAUCUGGGUAAGGGCCAUGAAAUUACCUCUAGGACUGAUGACCAAGGAGACGGGUAUGGCGAUCGGCAGGGAGGUUGGAGAAUUCAUGACGAUGGAUUUAGAGGAGGAUGGAUCAGCUGUGGGCCAAUUCCUUCGCAUCAAGAUCCGGAUAGAUAUCAGGAAACCUCUCAUGAGAGGCGUGACCUUGUUUGUGGGUGCAGAUGAAAGGCCGCUAUGGUGCCCGCUGGUGUAUGAAUUUCUUCCUGACUUCUGUUAUAUCUGUGGCAUCGUGGGUCAUACGGAGAAGUUGUGUGAGAAAAAGCUCGCAGAGGGGGAGGCCCCUUUGUUUAAUAAAAGCCUCCGUUUCAUUCCUGAACAAAAAAGAUGGGAGGGUGGAAGCAGUGAUAAAACUAGCGGCAGUCGAUUCCAAGUGCAAAGGAAAUCGGGUGCCAGCAGUUGUAAAGGGAGUGACGCUCCUUCCUGGCGAAAGGAGAUUACAGAUGGCUCGAAAGGAAAGGAGAAAGGCACGCAGGGUGAGGAUGAAGUAACUAGCCCUUUGAAGAUGGGCUUUCCAGCUGAGAGGUCAGAUCGACCAAAGAAAUCAUUGUUUCAAUCCAAAAAGGGGGCUGCUGUGGAGGCCAGUAAGUGUGUGAGCACUCAGGAAGUGAUCAACGACGUGAGUUAUGUUGCUGGCACAGCCCAGGGGGAGGCAGCGAAGAAAGGUGAAGCGGGGAAACAAGUCGACAGUGCCAUGCAAGCCAUGCACGUCGAUUCGGUUCCAGAUGAGGGUUUAGUAGAUGGAGGUGCAUCGGGGGUAGUGAUGAAGAAAACCUUUAAAAGAAUACCCAGAGAGGAGAGGGGGGCUAAAAACGGGCAUCCCAAGCUUACCGAGCCGGAGAAGGGGGGACCGGAGGAGGGAGUAGGAGGAAAGAGGAGGAGAUCUGCCGGGGGUGGCGAUGAGGGAGAAAAACCAACAAAGAAGGCGGGGCUGGCGAUCCAGCCCUGUUUGUAUGGAGAUGCACAUUCUGAAACAAAGCAUAGAACCUGGACCACAAUGAGAGGGCUGAUAGACAACCCAACAACUCCUUGGUUGAUGGCGGGGGAUUUUAAUGAGAUUUUGUUCUCCCAUGAGAAACAAGGUGGAAGGAUGAAGGCUCAAUCUGCGAUGGAUGAGUUCCGGCACGCUCUGACAGACUGUGGCCUAGAUGACUUGGGAUUUGAGGGUGACGCUUUUACCUGGAGAAACCACAGUCACUCGCAGGAAGGGUAUAUCAGGGAACGGCUUGAUAGGGCGGUCGCCAAUCCCGAAUGGAGAGCAAUGUUUCCAGCUGCAAGAGUGAUAAACGGCGACCCGCGUCACUCUGAUCACAGGCCGGUUAUUAUCGAGCUGGAAGGGAAGAACAAGGGUGUAAGAGGAAGAAAUGGCCAUAAUGAUUUUCGGUUCGAGGCAGCCUGGCUAGAAGAGGAGAAAUUCAAGGAAGUGGUGAAAGAAGCAUGGGAUGUGUCGGCUGGUCUUCAGGGACUACCGGUCCAUGCAUCCUUGGCGGGGGUGGCGGCUGGCCUAUCGAGCUGGAGCUCAAAUGUUCUUGGGGAUCUGGAAAAACGAGUGAAGAAAGUGAAAAAGGAGCUGGAAACCUGCCGUCGUCAACCAAUAAGCAGGGACCAAGUUGUCCGGGAGGAAGUGCUUCGUUAUAGGUUGGAAAAGCUUGAGCAACAGGUUGAUAUCUAUUGGAAGCAAAGAGCUCAUACCAAUUGGCUCAAUAAGGGGGAUCGAAACACGUCAUUCUUUCACGCCAGCUGUUCUGAGAGGAGAAGACGAAAUAGGAUAAACAAGCUAAGAAGAGAGGAUGGUUCCUGGGUGGAAAGGGAGGAAGACAAAAGAGCGAUGAUAAUCGAAUUCUUCAAACAACUAUUUACCUCAAAUGGGGGUCAAAACUCGCAGAAGCUCCUGGAUGUGGUGGAUAGGAAAGUAUCGGGGGCCAUGAAUGAGUCGCUCCGGGCAGAGUUUACAAGAGAAGAAGUUAAAGAAGCCCUAGAUGCCAUUGGUGACCUGAAAGCUCCAGGCCCGGACGGGAUGCCGGCGGGGUUUUACAAAGCUUGUUGGGAUGUAGUGGGUGAGAAGGUGACAGAUGAGGUGCUGGAGGUUCUCAGGGGUGGAGCAAUCCCAGAAGGCUGGAACGAUAUAACUAUAGUCCUGAUCCCAAAGGUCAAAAAACCUGAACUAAUUAAAGAUCUUCGCCCGAUCAGCUUGUGUAAUGUGUGCUAUAAAUUGGUGUCUAAGGUCUUGGCUAAUAGACUAAAGAAGAUUUUGCCGGAUGUAAUCUCCCCCGCGCAGAGUGCCUUUGUUCCUGGAAGACUCAUCUCUGAUAAUAUCCUAAUCGCGGAUGAGAUGACACACUAUAUGAGAAAUAAGAGGUCUGGGCAAGUAGGUUAUGCGGCCUUUAAACUUGACAUGAGUAAAGCCUAUGAUAGGGUGGAAUGGAGUUUCCUCCAUGAUAUGAUUCUCAAGCUAGGUUUUCACACUGAUUGGGUGAAUUUGAUUAUGAAGUGUGUUUCCACAGUAACGUACAGAAUCCGAGUCAAUGGGGAAUUAUCGGAGAGCUUCUCGCCUGGAAGAGGGUUACGACAGGGAGACCCGCUGUCUCCAUAUCUGUUUCUCCUGUGUGCUGAAGGUUUUUCGGCUUUGUUGAGCAAGACGGAGGAGGAGGGCAGACUGCAUGGAAUUCGCAUUUGUCAGGGCGCUCCAAGUGUUUCACACUUGCUGUUCGCGGACGACUCUUUGAUCCUAUGUCGCGCGAAUGGAGGGGAAGCACAGCAAUUACAAACGAUCUUGCAGAUAUAUGAGGAGUGCUCUGGACAAGUGAUAAACAAGGACAAAUCAGCAGUGAUGUUCAGUCCAAAUACCAGUAGUUUGGAGAAAAGGGCAGUGAUGGCUGCACUAAACAUGCAACGUGAAACCACAAAUGAAAGAUACCUAGGGCUCCCGGUCUUUGUUGGGAGGUCAAGGACGAAGAUCUUCUCGUAUCUGAAGGAGAGGAUAUGGCAGCGCAUUCAAGGGUGGAAGGAGAAGCUACUAUCCCGAGCUGGCAAAGAAAUCCUCAUCAAGGCAGUGGCACAAGCAAUUCCCACCUUUGCAAUGGGGUGUUUUGAGUUGACAAAGGAUUUGUGCGAUCAGAUUAGCAAGAUGAUAGCGAAGUACUGGUGGAGCAACCAGGAGAAGGACAAUAAGAUGCAUUGGUUAAGUUGGAAUAAAUUGACAUUGCCAAAAAAUAUGGGGGGCUUAGGUUUCAGGGACAUUUACAUUUUCAACCUAGCGAUGCUAGCCAAGCAAGGAUGGAGAUUGAUUCAGGACCCUGACUCUCUGUGCUCAAGGGUUCUUAGAGCUAAAUACUUCCCUCUGGGGGACUGUUUCCGGCCAAAGCAGACAUCAAAUGUUUCCUAUACUUGGAGAAGCAUACAGAAGGGUCUCAGAGUGUUGCAAAAUGGGAUGAUAUGGAGGGUGGGAGAUGGAUCGAAGAUUAACAUCUGGGCGGAUCCCUGGAUCCCGAGGGGAUGGUCAAGGAAACCUAUGACACCCAGAGGCGCUAACCUUGUGACAAAAGUGGAGGAACUGAUUGACCCUUAUACUGGAACUUGGGAUGAAGAUUUGCUGUCACAAACUUUUUGGGAAGAGGACGUCGCAGCUAUUAAAUCCAUUCCUGUGCAUGUUGAAAUGGAGGAUGUUUUGGCGUGGCACUUUGAUGCGAGAGGAUGCUUCACGGUCAAAUCAGCUUACAAGGUGCAAAGGGAGAUGGAGAGAAGAGCUAGCAGAAACGGAUGCCCUGGGGUCUCAAAUUGGGAGAGUGGGGAUGAUGAUUUUUGGAAGAAGCUCUGGAAACUGGGUGUUCCAGGAAAGAUCAAACACUUCUUGUGGAGAAUGUGCCACAACACGCUGGCGUUGCGUGCUAACCUGCACCAUCGAGGUAUGGAUGUCGAUACUAGAUGUGUGAUGUGUGGCCGGUAUAAUGAAGAUGCUGGACAUCUUUUCUUUAAGUGCAAGCCAGUGAAGAAAGUUUGGCAAGCUUUAAACCUAGAAGAGUUGAGAUCCAUGCUAGAGCAGCAAACGUCAGGAAAGAAUGUGUUACAAUCAAUUUACUGCCGCCCGGAAAAUGAACGAACAAGUGCCAUAGUUUGCCUUUGGCAGUGGUGGAAAGAGAGGAAUGAAGUAAGAGAAGGAGGAAUACCAAGGAGCCCAGCUGAGCUCUCACACCUGAUUAUGUCACAGGCAGGAGAGUUUGUUAGGAUGAAUGUAAAGGAAAAAAGCCCCAGAACAGGAGAGUGUGCAGUUUGGAGACGGCCACCCCUGAACUUUGUGAAAAUCAACACCGACGGAGCAUACAGUAGUAACAUGAAGCAGGGAGGAUGGGGUUUUGUGAUCAAGGAUCAGACUGGCGCAGUCCUUCAGGCAGGAGCUGGUCCGGCAGCUUAUCUACAAGACGCCUUCCAUGCUGAAGUUGUUGCCUGUGCUGCUGCAAUCAAGACUGCGAGUGAAAGGGGUAUGUCCAGAAUUGAGCUAGAAACAGACUCAAUGAUGCUUCGCUACUCGCCCCGGAGUUGUAAUAAGGUGGCACAUGAGCUUGCCGCGUAUGGUUGUAAUCUCCAGACCGUGUCUUCCUGGGCAGGCUGCCCGCCUGGUCUGGAACGGCUGGUAUCCAGCGAUUCUGCUGGUUUGGUAAUAUAA
This is a messenger RNA of Oryza sativa Japonica Group (Japanese rice), 4764 nucleotides long. RefSeq lists its product as uncharacterized. Lineage: Eukaryota; Viridiplantae; Streptophyta; Magnoliopsida; Poales; Poaceae. The record is from RefSeq and is a predicted model, not a curated record. Gene Ontology annotation, molecular function: RNA-DNA hybrid ribonuclease activity; nucleic acid binding.